AUGUUCGUGUGUGUGUGUGUGUGUGGAGAUACAGACACAUGUACACACACUAAGGCAGAUUCUUCUUUGACACACUCCGUUAAUCGCUAUCUUCUAAAAUCACAGGUGCUGAUGGAUAAUCCAGCAUACACAGACACUGCUGUAUCCCCCGCCUCCCCACCCCCUUCAUACCUGGAGGCUAGUGCAUAUCCUCCCCACUCAGCACAGUUGCCAAGCACACCUCCACCUGCCUACACUCCUGGAUCCUAUCCACCAAGCUAUAAUGAAAUAGAUACGGCUCAAAGCCAAGCCCAUCACCAUGGUAACCAUACAAACCCAUACCCAGUCCUAUCCAUUCCAGGAAAUGUGGUGAUUCAUCAAGAAGUGAUGAUUGCCACCCAAACCAUGAGCCAGCCAGUAGCGGUAAUUCAGGUUCAGCCUGUAGCACUGGCCGACAGUCCCACAGUGACUGUGUGUCCACACUGCCAUCACCAGGUCACCACCAAUACCACCCACAAAUCCGGCAUGGCCGCAUGGUCCACCUGUUUGCUACUCACACUGCUGGGGUUGAUUUGUGGGUUUUGCUUAAUCCCAUUCCUGAUAGAUGGAUGCAAAGAUGUCCACCACUCCUGCCCCCACUGCAAUCGUCACAUCGGCAUCUUCAUACGCAAAUAGCACAGACACACACACAUGUGGAUUACAAGGAACAGUGUCUCACAAAGACAAACAGAAGGACCACAUAAACAUACUUUUACAUACACAAACAGGAAAUCAGGCACUCAUCAUCAUCAUCAUCACUGCCAACAUAAUCACCAUCAUCUGUUAUCUGCCCCGUUAUAAGCCUGUGGAGUGUGAGUUUGCUUCCGAGUUCCAGGAGGGACGUCAGUUGAGAAGAGACUUGCAACUUUGGAACUGAACUCUAUCAGCUCAACUCUGGAGAAGUAAAGAGUCUAGGCUAUGGCAGAUAUCUAGACCAUCAGUCUUUUGGUGGAGAUGGCUCUUUAAGUGCGUGGAUUAAUCAAAGUUUGCAAGUUGGAGGCGGCACAGUGGGAACUGUGGGUUGAAUUAUGAUUCAAUCCUAUUGCUUCAGCGUGAAGAAUGGUGAAGUUGGAAACUCUGCUUUUAUCUGCUCACCUCCUGGGAUUGAAUGAAAUAUACAAUAAAGAACUGACUUUCACGCCUUUGCCAGUGAAGAAGCUAGGCCUAAUGAAGGGUCACACACUAGACCUAGUGUUGUCCUCUGGUUUCUUAGUUUCCAAUGUUAAAAUAGUUGAUACUGGUGUGUCUGACCAUUUUAUGAUUUUAUUUGAA
This is a messenger RNA of Alosa sapidissima (American shad), 1290 nucleotides long. RefSeq names its product lipopolysaccharide-induced tumor necrosis factor-alpha factor homolog. NCBI's taxonomy places the organism in Eukaryota, Metazoa, Chordata, Actinopteri, Clupeiformes, Clupeidae. The transcript has 4 exons. Gene Ontology annotation, molecular function: zinc ion binding. The coding region runs from base 1 to 654 and encodes 217 amino acids. The record is from RefSeq and is a predicted model, not a curated record.